Messenger RNA from Camelina sativa (false flax), 1555 nucleotides. RefSeq lists its product as uncharacterized. NCBI's taxonomy places the organism in Eukaryota, Viridiplantae, Streptophyta, Magnoliopsida, Brassicales, Brassicaceae. The record is from RefSeq and is a predicted model, not a curated record.
AACCAUAGAGUUUUUGUUUAACUCCGCACACAUAACAUAAGCUUAACGCGCGUGUGUGUGUGUGACCUCCUCUCUUCUCUUCUUACACAACACGAUCACACCCAAUUUGGACCAUAAAGAGAGAAAGAAACAAAAAAAAAAAACACACUUCAAAAUCAUCAUCAUCAUGUUGACGAACACGAUCUAAUUUUUCCUUUUACAUAUAGAAUUCCCAAAACUCCAGAUUAUUUUUUUCCUUUUGUUUUUUUAUUCGACGGUGAUGUUGUAGUUUCCAAACCCUCUAUAACGUUGUCUCCUACUUCUCUCCUUAUCACGUUUCAGCUUCUUCCUCCUAUUUUGAAUUGUGAAGUUGAAGUUUUUGAAAGAUUUGAUGAUGGAUUGAUCUGAUUUCGAAAUUUUCAUUUCUGUUUUAAGGGUUCAAUUGAUUUCGAUCAGAUUGAACCCAGUUCCAGUCCAAUCCAAUCAGGAAUCAGAGUCUGGAAUUGUUCUUCUUGAUUAAGAGAGAUCGAAUUAGAUUUGAUCUGUUUCCUCUCUCUCUCUCUCUCAAAAAAAAAAAAAGGAUUCAGCUUUCUCUGAGAUGGUAUAUUUCCAGAACUCAAUCUCACUCAUAGACCAAUCUCCAAACAUGGCUCACUCUGCAGAUUUCAAUCAUCAUCAUUCAAAACACUCAAGAAGCAUCAACAAGAGACCAUCAUCGUCAUCAUCAUCAUCAAGCUGUUCUUCGAAUUUCUCAGUCUGCUGUGACGGAUCUAGAUCAGCUGCGAUCGAUGUUUUGAUCUUGAUCGCUGUGAUCACAUCUUCCGGGUUCUUGAUCUUCCCUUACAUCAAAUUCAUCACUGUCAAAUCUCUCGAGAUCUUCUCAGAGCUUUCUUGUUUAGUCAAAGAAGAGAUCUUGCGUAACCCUGAUCCUAUUGUCUAUGGUUUGAUAGCUUUGAGCAUCUCAUGCACUGCUUUAUCUGCUUGGAUGAUUGUUAUACUCUUGUGUAGUCGUCAUAGAUGUGGGAAACCCAAUUGUAAAGGGCUUAGGAAAGCGAAUGCUGAGUUUGACAUUCAGUUAGAGACUGAGGAUUGUGUUAAGAGCAGCAACAGUGGGAUGAGUGUUAGCAAGAAGGGUUUGUUUGAGUUGCCUCGUGAUCACCACCGUGAGUUAGAGGCAGAGCUGAAGAAGAUGGCUCCACCUAAUGGAAGAGCCGUGCUUGUUUUUCGGGCGAAAUGCGGGUGUUCGGUUGGGAGAUUAGAGGUUCCUGGACCUAAGAAGCAGCAACUUCAGCAAAGGAAGGUCAAGAAAUGAAGCCAAAAAGGUUCAAUCUUUUUGAGGUAAAGAUAAAGAUCAUUACAGGGGUAUGAUGAUGAUGAUGAUGACGAUGAUGAUUAGCUUAUAAACAACUUUUGCUCUUUUGGGUUUAGUGUUUUUUUUUGCUUUCACAACAACUUCUUACACAAACUAAUAUAUGUUUAAAUCUCCAUGUGUUUAAAUAAAAGCUUUACAUUGAGAGGAUAUUGCAGAGAAAAAUAGUUUAUACUUACUAGUAAAGAAUAAUGAUUACUUUGGUCU